GUCGAAAAAAUAAUAUUGCACGGUUCAAUCAUCCCCCUGUUUUCCAUCAAGGCGAACGCUGUGGCAGGAGAGUGGGAUUAAAACGUCCGACCCCCUCUGUUUCCCCUUCCUUCCCAGAUUAAAUUACUCCAAACUAGGCAGUUUUAACUUGUGGAAUAGCUCUGGCUUCCCUCCUGUGAUGGAGGCACCGCUGUCAGCUCCAACAGAAGCCCAGCAUGCGAGCUGGAGGACGAGCAAAUGGCCAUGGAAAUGAGCCGCCUUCUGGCAAACGUGAUGGCCUCUGCUGUGCAGCAGUGCCGGUAAUCCUGCCAGUGUGUGUAGGGAAGAAGCAGAGGCACCUUGACAAGCGACUUAAAGGCAGAGAAGGGGGUGGGGGGGGAACACGAGCACCAGCAAAAACAAAUGCCACCAUGUACAGCGUGGAGGACCUCCUCAUCUCACAUGGAUACAAACUGCCCAGACAUGCCGCCUCCUCCACCCCUACGCCAGUCCCCACAUCCUCAUCCCGUCCACCGCCUUCGUCGUCGCCGCCAUCCUACAACAAACAUCAUGAAAUCUUGGAGAACAGGUCGGGUCACAGAACAGUGAACGGAUACGAAAGGGGGCCUGCAGUGGCCAUGGGGAACAGCGGCGGGACAAGGCAGCCCCAGGUAUACGUCGCCGGCUGUCCCAGCAACAACAAUGAACCCAGGGAGGGGAGCCAGCCGAAACAGGAGGGCGAGAACCGGGGCCAAACUGAUACCCACUCCUUGGGAGAGUCACUGACCUCAGACAGCGGGUUUUGUGACAGCAAUAGAGGCCUACAGCCACAAUCCAAGGAUGUUUCAUACUGGAGGAGGAGAGGCCAGGACUUCAGUGUGCUGCUAGACUACGCUGACAUCAGGGGACCACAUGCAAAGGGACACGCAGGGCAUAUCAGGCCAGAGGGACCUCAGCAGGCCAGAGGUCAAGAGCUCUCUGUUGAGGACCGUCAGAGAGCAGCUCAGGAAAGGCAGCGUUGGGCGGCCCAGGCCCAGGCUCAAGCCCUGGCUCAGGCACAGGGCCGCUCUAAAGAAAGGGAAGCCGCUCUCCAGCAAUGGAGAAUGGCAACCGAGAGGAAAUGCCAGAGCCUGGGGACUGAGGAGUGGCAUCCAGCUGUGAGCUUCAGCCGACAGAUGUCUCAGAGCGAGGGGGAGCGCUGGGCACAGGAGCAGCAGCGGCUCCAUGCCAGAACACCAGAGGGCAUGGUAGUCCACCCGAGGACCAAAGCUAAGUCUCAAUCCCUUCCCAGGAUGUUGCAACCCGAGAGCCUGCAGUAUGUCGACAUAGCGCUGUCUGGCAAGGAAAUGUACAGGCGGGUCAACGGCCACCCUCUGUCUAACCAAGACUUUUAUCGAGUCCCACGGUGGCCAGAAAAUGGGAGGCCAGCUAGCGCCAACCAGCUCUCAAUCACACCAAAGGCCCGAUUCACCCGACCCCCCAGACCUCCUUCUUACGAGAUGCACCAGCAGAUCAGGGGAAGCUGUGAGGUGCUGUCCGGCAGAGAAUCAGUAACUCCCCAGGCAAGGGACCGAACUCCUAUUCCCACAUCAAGAACUAAAGAUCCACAGUUGGAUUAUUUUGCACAGGACUCUGGGCCCCCAGGAUAUAUCCCCCCUCCAUCAUAUAAAAGAGCUCCAUUAAUGGGAGGAGCCUUCCGAGGAUAUGGCGAUGUUCCUUUUGAAUACAGGUACAGAGGGGAUAUGUAUCCUCAGAUACAAGUGGCUCCUGAUGGAACUCAUUGGUUCAUCAGGCAUCCUGCUUGUUCCUGGCCCAAUCCCCAUAGAGAGAGAAGUACAUCCACCCAGAAGCAGCUAUACCCUGUAUAUUCAACCCAGGAGCGUUCAGGAGGGGGAGUUCAGUACAUCUCAUUUGAUGAUCCUCGCAUCCGUCACAUUUCGUCAGCUUUGGGUGGUAACUCCUUGACGGACGCUGACAAAAUCCGCCACAUUCGUAAUGAGCUUCCCAGUGUUACCGUGUCGGAGCCUGCCCCCGACGACAGUGCCUUCUUGCCCCCGCCACUGGGGCCUUUUAUUUCAGCCAAACUGGCAGAUGAAAACAACCAGACGUCUUCUAGCAACUUGGAAAAUGAAAAUAAAAGGUGGCGAAGUGAUUUGCACAAAGAAACUAUAAGUAACUUCCGAGCACCCGACCAAAACUGCAACAAUAGACAUCUUGAAACUCUACCAUCACCUUUAUCCCCUUCCUCAGCGUUUCAGCCCCCCUUAACAAGGACCUUUUCUCGUCAGGGGUCUAGUUCAGACCAGGUAUUUGCUGAAACCAUCACGCAAGUAAAGACUAUUUUACCAGAGUCAGGCCAAGAAAUCCACAGGAACACCAAGAGGAGAGUGAGUGAAACCAUCUUUUGCCUUGUGAGUGUCCCGGUUCACACACCAACAAACAUUAACAAAGGCUUAGCAGCUGAUCAGAACAACAAUGAGGCAAUGCCAAACCUGACCGUCACGAAAACAGACACUUUUGCUGUAGGUCUCAGAGAAAGCCCCAACAUCCGUAGCAAGUCUGUAAAUGAGAUACCUAUCAAAUCAUGCUACUCUCGCUAUCACACCACCAGCACAUCCUCAAUGAGGAAUUACAAGAGAGCACCUCUCAGAAAGGAAGUCAUAGAUGCUUGGGUACUUCAAGCAAAUGAAGACAAAGAGGCGGGCUAUGGUGGGUCUUGGCCUGGAAACCAAUACCGUAAUCAGGAAACUCAAACAGGCUCACCUGUGACAGAUUUUAAAAGUCAAGAAAACCAAAGCCCUACCAGGGGACAGGAGACUCUCCAGUCAGUCUCAGAUACCAUGGAUAUUGAUAAUGGGACUGAUAGUGCCUCCUCUUAUGGUUACCCAAUGACGGGUCAAAAAAACCUUCAUCCAUCCAGUAAUAGCGCCUUUUCACGUCUCAGCCUAAGCCCAUCAAAAACGCCAUCCCUUCAGCACACACAACCGGACAUAUCCUCCCCUACCAAGACACAAAAUAAGGGAGAACAUCAAUUAUCUUCUCCGAAGAAGACCAGUCCACAAGAAAGUGAAGAACAAUUGGUUUUUGGGCAGUUUCUCUUAAAACCUGUAAACCGACGACCCUGUGAUGCUAUUGGUGAAUUGGAGACAAUUAAUAAAGAGAUGGAAGACACAAUAAGCAAGAGACCAAAUGUGAGUAAAUUUAAAAAGGACUUUGGCAGUGUUGACGAAAAGCUAGCCUGGAUUAAAACAGGAGCAGAUUUCCCUGAUGGUCCAGAACCUGGUCGGGAAGCAAUUAGUCUUCCCCCAAUGCACAUAGAAAAGCCCAAACACAUAAAGCAGAGAUCAAAGUCCUUUGCCUCUGGUGCUGAUCUGGAAUCCAUGGAAAUUAGUAGAACUUUAUUAAAGCCACAGGGUAAAAACAUGCCAGUAACAGGUAAACAGUCCCCGCUUCUCAACCCAGACCACAGCAACAACUGUCAUUUGUCCUUUGUUCUCUCAAAUUAUGAGCCAAACCACCUCUAUAGGCAGGACAUCCCAGUGCCUCAAGAGUCAUUGUUGAGGGACGUUGGGCUAACUGUCUACACAGAAACACCUGGUGGUCCCGGAGAGCCUAUGCAGCGCUCACUCUCUGUCCCAUCCCCACUCAGUCAUAAAGGUCAUAGUAAAGCACUCAUAAAAACCAGUAGCAGUUUUGAGCACAAUUCAAAAGAAGAACUUGAUCAUAAGUCAAAAGGACACUCGAAAUCAGAUCUCUCUCUGUUGCAGGGUGAGGCUAAGGUUUAUGGAAAAGAGAGGGAACAUUGCAUAUCACCUAAAAAAGGCAGUUCACUACAUAUUACAAGACAGACAAUGGAGGUCUCGUAUGUGCUUGUAGAUGAUUAUGGGGAUGAGAGAUAUGCGCUCACUGAACCUCUUACCUACAAUAACGACUCAACAAUAGCAGAUAAGCACUUAGAGAGCCUACUUAUUCAGGAAAAGGCCAACACUUUGCCUGCAGAGGACCUCAGCAACCUAUUCGAAGUCAAAUGUGCUAAAGGUAUCCCGGAAAAUGAGUCAAUAGAGGAGAGGGCUGCACGGAUCUUGGGUAUUUCAGUUCCAGUAGAGGCAUUAUGUGUGGCAGACAAUGAUGAGCCUGACAUAGACACUAUUAUGACUGAGAACCAGCAAAGUCUAAAUGAAGAAACACAGUAUGUGAAAAGAGAGUUUGAGCAAGUCAAUGAGGAUUCCUUGACAGUCAAAGAUACAGAUUUGCAAGAGAUUGAAGAGGUAGGGUUAGGUGUGGCACAAGGGGAUGAGAACAGACUGAAGCACAGCAGGGAUCAUAGUGAUGGCCUCGAGAAUCAGGAUCCAGAAAUUCCAUCAGUUCUAGAGAUUCCAGAGUUCCCACCAAGUAAGCUUCGCCUGUCCCUUCCCGUCACCCCAGACGAGACGUUAUCACUCAGCAUAUGCAGUGGGGAGAACAAAGGCAGAGGCGGAACGGGCAAACUUAUCGAAUCUCUGCAGGAUAAGCUGAAUUGUUCUGCAGCUUCUUCUGCUGCAGCUUCAACUGGCUCCACUACAGACAGAAUGGCACGUUUCAAAGAGCUUGACUCGGUGUCUAGAAUAAGACGCCUUAGCCUGAAAAGUCCCGAUUCUGUAGAGGAACCUGAAACUAAAGAAAGAGAAGACCUGACUUUGGAGGUUUGUAAGAAGACUGAGAAUGUUGUUCAGCGAGGAUGUAAGGAGGAGGGGGAGCUGGAAGAGAACAGAAAUAGAACUCAGGAAGAGGAUAACCUGGACGAACAUGUCAACUUGGGAAAUCUUGAAGAACCUCAAGAAGUAACUGAUGAGAUGUCUAGGGAGGAGCUAAUACAGGAGGAGGAGGUACGGGUCUGUGAGGUGAGCGGUGAAACUGGACAAACAGCAAGCAGUAUGCCGAGUGAAGAGAAGCAUUUUAAACUCGGAGUUGAGGAGAGAAUAAUGGAAUUAAGAAUUGUGGAGGACAAUGAAAAGACCUUGAGGAAUGUGAAAGAGGAACAUAACCCAGCAUUGGUCUGUAGACCUGAGACCACUCAACAUGCAGAGGGAGGAAAGUUACCGAUACCAAAGCAGCGCACCAAGCUCCAGAAACCUCCUCUGCUCCCCAAACCCCGCAGCGUUCCCAAGAGAGAAAUAACUCUGCCUCUAAGCUUCAGUGCAGGGACCUGUGGCACCUCUGAUAUGGAGGAUGAAGAAAUGCUCUCUGGCUCAGACUCGUACGACCCCAGUCGAGUAGAGAGGGUGUGACCUCUGCCCACUGCCUUCACCACUGUGGAAAUCCUGUCUUUCUCCUGUUAACAGCUUUUUCCACCAACAAAGACCUCCAUUUCACCCCAUGGCUCAGUCAACUCAGCCCCUCCCAUUCCAACACCUCCCUGAACUGACCGUCCUGGUGCUGCAAGAGAAUUUUUUUUUACAGCUAAUAAAAAAGCUACACCGGGUGCUGGUUCUUUAGGUCAUCUCAGCCGUGUCACCCCGUUGUCUUCGCCUCCAGACUACUUAAUGUUCUCAAGCGAGCCGAUUCACCCUCGUCUCAGAAGUCAUCUUUCUGUUUGGAAGAAUGUGUGUCAUUAUUCCCGUCUGCACUUCUCGGGAGCUUCCGCGUCCAAACCUGAAUGUAAGAGUGCUUCUGUUUAUCAAGUGAGCAAAAGAAAUGUAACAGAAAAAAAAAAGAAAAAAACACAAGGUGACAGUAUUGCAUUACAAUCAGUAUUACCCUACACCAAAUGUAAAUAAAAGAGUUAUAUGAUUUUAUUAAGAUGAUAAAAAAAAACAUUCUAACACAAUAAAUUGAAAUGUAUAUUUUCUUAUGUAUGUUGAGAGAUUAGAUUUGUUUUUCAAAGUGUAAUCCUUAUGUGUAUGAGCAGUAAUGAAACUCCUAAACUUGUUUUUGUUCUUUUUUUUUAUUUUCCUCCUAUACCUGUUUGAUAGAGAAUGUACUAAAAAGAGUUCGGUUUUGCAAAGAGAAACACUGUGGUCCUUGAAAAGUUUCACUCCAGAGCAAUAUAGUUGUCAUAUAUACGGAGCGUCUGGGAAAUAAUUCCAGUAGUAAGUCGAUUUCAAGGAGUUAAUCUCAUUUCCUUUGAAGCUCUGCCUUUAGGUACAAGUGUUAGAUUUGCACUGCAGAGAGAUUAUAGGAUUGAUGUUAUUCCCAAACACCUGGUAAUCUCCUCACGUUCUCGGAGAUUACACUCCCCUUCGCCUGCUCUCAGCAUCAGCAGCCACACUGUGUGUUUAAAAAAAAAAAAAAAAAGUAUUUUGUUAAAACCGCAUACUGUUCCAAAACUCCUCCCAUACGUAUUGUGCUUCAUUACUG
Messenger RNA from Cyprinodon variegatus (sheepshead minnow), 6315 nucleotides. It is a transcript of the gene jcada, whose product is annotated as KIAA1462 ortholog. The transcript is spliced from 5 exons. Bases 216 to 5246 code for a protein of 1676 amino acids. Gene Ontology annotation, cellular component: ruffle membrane; adherens junction. The record is from RefSeq and is a predicted model, not a curated record. Gene Ontology annotation, biological process: positive regulation of blood vessel endothelial cell proliferation involved in sprouting angiogenesis. NCBI's taxonomy places the organism in Eukaryota, Metazoa, Chordata, Actinopteri, Cyprinodontiformes, Cyprinodontidae.